AUGAGCACUCUUCAAAAUCAAAGUUCUGCCACAUCUGCCAAAACCUUUAAAUUUCCCCGCGAACAUUCUUUUCCUCCUUUCUUCACCCUCCAACCUACCUCUUCGACUCUCCAUGCGCAACUUCGCAAAUGGAGCGAUUUAAUCCUUUCCUAUUUUGCGUUUCAUCGAUUGUUUCGUCUUACGGUUUCUACGUUGUUAUCUUCCGAGUUAUUUAGAAAUGAGAGGAUUAAUAGGAGAUUGGAUGAAGAGGGGUUGAGAGAGGUAUUGGAGUUUAUGAGAAAGGAGGGGAGAGUGGAGUGGAUUGGCGGAGGGGGGAAUGGGAAAGUAGGUGGAGAUAUAUGUUGGGUAUGGUGGAGGAAGGUAGAUGAAUGGGCGAGGGUUAUUGAGGAGUGGGUUGACGAGACGGGGCAGAGAGGGAGUGUGUUGACACUUUAUGAGUUGGUUGAGGGAGAGGGAGGUAGGGGUGCUGAAUUCCACGGUCUAGAUACGGAGAUAUUACAAAAAGCAUUGGCGAUACUGGUGAAGAAGGGAAAAGCUCAAGUUUUCGGACAGGAAGAUCAACAGGGUGUAAAAUUCUUUUGA
This is a messenger RNA of Botrytis sinoallii, 582 nucleotides long. RefSeq lists its product as uncharacterized. Bases 1 to 582 code for a protein of 193 amino acids. The record is from RefSeq and is a predicted model, not a curated record. The transcript has 2 exons. Lineage: Eukaryota; Fungi; Ascomycota; Leotiomycetes; Helotiales; Sclerotiniaceae. Gene Ontology annotation, molecular function: protein homodimerization activity; structural molecule activity. Gene Ontology annotation, biological process: protein transport to vacuole involved in ubiquitin-dependent protein catabolic process via the multivesicular body sorting pathway. Gene Ontology annotation, cellular component: ESCRT II complex.